Dracunculus medinensis (Guinea worm) is the source of this 597-nucleotide messenger RNA. The record is from the annotation of a GenBank genome assembly. Lineage: Eukaryota; Metazoa; Nematoda; Chromadorea; Rhabditida; Dracunculidae.
AUGUUCACACAUACAUUACUGCUCGUUAUAGCCUCAUUUCAAAUAACAGUACAGUUUUCUCAGUACGAAUUCGAUAGAAGAUUGAGAGGAUUGAACGUUCAGCCAGGAAAUAUCUUUAAUAGCGAUUACGAAAAUCAGCAAUUUCGUUUCCGUGUUAAUCCAGUAGAUCACCAGGACGGUUCAAAUUCUAAUCGUAAUAAACGUGAAACAAAAAACGACGAAGACCAGCAAUUUCGUUUCCGUGUUAAUCCAGUAGAUCACCAGGACGGUUCAAAUUCUAAUCGUAAUAAACGUGAAACAAAAAACGACGAAGACCAGCAAUUUCGUUUCCGUGAUAAUCCAGUAGAUCACCAGGACGGUUCAAAUUCUAAUCGUAAUAAACGUGAAACAAAAAACGACGAAGACCAGCAAUUUCGUUUCCGUGUUAAUCCAGUAGAUCAUCAGGACGGUUCAAAUUCUAAUCGUAAUAAACGUGAAACAAAAAACGACGAAGACCAGCAAUUUCGUUUCCGUGUUAAUCCAGUAGAUCACCAGGACGGUUCAAAUUCUAACCGUAAUAAACGUGAAACAAAGGACCUAUUUCAAUAUUUCAGUUAA